Molecule: messenger RNA, 1818 nt
Organism: Drosophila grimshawi
Lineage: Eukaryota; Metazoa; Arthropoda; Insecta; Diptera; Drosophilidae
Gene: noi
Product: splicing factor 3A subunit 3
Exons: 1
Coding region: 69-1580 (503 amino acids)
Biological process (GO): mRNA splicing, via spliceosome
Cellular component (GO): nucleus; spliceosomal complex
Molecular function (GO): zinc ion binding; RNA binding
Source: RefSeq, a predicted model, not a curated record
ACACGCUAUUGAGUGAAAAUUUGUGUUUUCGUUUGCAAAUAGGAAUAUUAGAGUAAUUAGUGAACAGAAUGGAGACGCUCCUGGAGCAGCAGCGUCGUUACCAUGAGGAGCGCGAGCGUCUCGUCAAACUGAUGGUCGACGAGCAUGCGACAAAGAAGCCCGGCGAAAAGGAGCGCAUCCACAGUGAACACCGGCUAAAGUAUCUGAUGGAGCUGCAUCACAAUGCGACAACGCAAUUGCGCGACCUCUACGAGGACAAGGACAAUGAGCGAAAGGCCGAGAUUGCCGCCCUAUCCGGACCUAAUGAGUUCAACGAGUUCUAUGCGCGUCUGAAGCAGAUCAAACAAUUCUACAAAUCGCAUCCAGCUGAAGUCAGUGUUCCACUCUCCGUGGAGUUUGAUGAGAUGAUCAAAGUAUACAAUAAUCCGGAUGAUAUGAGCGCAUUGGUUGAGUUCACCGACGAGGAGGGCGGCGGUCGCUAUUUGGAUCUGAACGAGUGCUACGAGAUGUAUUUGAAUUUGCGCGGCGUCGAGAAAUUGGAUUACAUCACGUACCUCAUGUCCUUCGAUCAUGUCUUUGACAUAUCACGUGAGCGUAAGAAUCGGGAAUUCCGCAAGUAUAUCGAAACACUAAACAAUUAUCUACACAGCUUCAUACUGCGCAUCCAGCCGCUGCUCGAUCUCGAGGGUGAACUGGUCAAGGUUGAGCUCGAUUUCCAGCGCCAAUGGCUCCAAGGCACCUUUCCCGGCUGGUCGCUGAAGGAGACGGAAUCGGCGCUGGCCAAUACGGGCGCCCAUUUGGAUUUGAGCGCCUUUUCCAGCUGGGAGGAGUUGGCCUCCCUUGGCCUGGAUCGUCUCAAGUCGGGCCUUGUUGCCCUCGGCCUCAAGUGUGGCGGCACUUUAGAGGAGCGCGCUCAACGGCUGUUCACCACCAAGGGCAAGAGCACCCUGGAUCCGGCUCUAAUGGCCAAGAAACCAAGUGCUAAGAAUGCCAAUGCGCAAACACGUGAAAAUGCCCGUAACAAGGAAAUUGCUCAACUGGAGGCGUUGCUCUAUAAAUAUGCGGAGCUGCUGUCCGAGCAGCGGGCAGCCACCAAAGAGAAUGUGCAGCGGAAACAGGCACGCACCGGCGGAGAGCGAGAUGACAGCGAUAUUGAGGCCAGCGAGUCGGAUAACGACGAUGAUCCGGAUGCUGACGAUGUGCCCUUUAAUCCGAAGAAUUUGCCACUCGGUUGGGAUGGCAAACCCAUUCCGUACUGGCUGUACAAGCUGCACGGCCUUAACAUCAGCUACAACUGCGAGAUCUGUGGCAAUUUCACCUACAAGGGUCCGAAGGCAUUUCAGCGGCACUUUGCCGAGUGGCGACAUGCGCACGGAAUGCGCUGCUUGGGCAUACCGAAUACGGCGCAUUUUGCGAACGUGACACAGAUCGAGGAUGCGAUCACGCUGUGGGAGAAAUUGAAGUCGCAGAAGCAGAGCGAACGCUGGAUUGCCGAUCAGGAGGAGGAGUUCGAGGAUUCCCUGGGCAAUGUCGUCAAUCGCAAGACAUUCGAGGACCUUAAACGACAAGGAUUGCUCUGAAAUGGAUAUAGUUUUAUGCCUAAUCAUUAAUAUACCAUUUUUAAAUGCAACCCCCUUCAUUAUCACAUAAAUACGCAUUAGAAUUUUCAUAAUACAAGAAUUAAAAAAAAUUUUUGGGUUUUCAAAUAUGGACAAUUGGUUCUCGUCCCAGCUAGGUCGUAAAGAUCAUUUGGGUUAUUCCUAGGCUGUUAUUUUUGCAUAUGAUCAGCACUAAUGUUAUAAAUAAAAAUACAUAGAC